UUAGGUAUAUUUAAGAUGGGAGGAUUUGGAUCUGGAUCCAAUCUCGCCCCCUGGAUCUUGUGUUCUGCAGUGAGGACCAUUUUGUCUUUUGGGUACUUACAGUAGUUUUUUUUUGUGAACAUAAUUGUGUACUGUAUAUAUGAAGGAACAUAAGUCUCACCUGUUAACAAGCUUUACAGUUUAAGCAUGUGUUCUUAUAAAUGUUAAAAGUUACUUUAAUUAAAAUACACUGGACGUUUAACCCAGUCGGUGGAAUUGUCAGACGGUCCCUUACGCAUGAAGCGCUGCGAUAGCGCGUCAAAGCUUUCUCUAGUAAGCUACAUAAAAUCAGAUAUUGAACCUGCCAACAAUAAUUUAAAAAAAAUCCACUAUGGACCUGCUGCGUGUUUACGAGUGGGUCGAUAUCAAGACUACUUUGAUAUUUUUGUUUGUGUUUCUAUUGCUGAGUGAUUAUGUCAGAAAUAAAGCUCCGAAGAACUUUCCUCCUGGACCAUGGUCUUUACCGAUUAUUGGACACCUUCAUCAUAUCGAUCAUACGAAGAUUCAUCUGCAGUUGGCAAAGUUUGCAGAAAGAUAUGGAGACGUUUUAAGCAUUCGAUUUUUCGGACUAAGAAUUGUUGUGUUGAACGGGUACAAAAGAGUGAAGGAAAUGUAUGUACAACAAGGCGAAAUCCUCGUGGAUCGACCCAUGUUACCAAUGAUUUAUGACAUCUUUGGAGACAAAGGUUUAGGUGGCUCCAGUGGGUAUAAAUGGAAGCAACAGAGGAGAUUUGCACUCUCAACUCUUCGAAACUUUGGAUUGGGAAAGAAAAGUCUGGAGCCGUCCAUCCAUCUUGAAUGUACAUUUCUGAAUGAGGCCAUUUCAAAUGAGCACAGUCGACCCUUUGAUCCUCGCUUACUGCUGAACAACUCUGUCUCAAAUGUGAUCUGUGUGCUUGUGUUUGGUCAUCGAUUUGAGUACAGUGACAAUGACUUCCAGUCUCUGCUGAAGAACAUCAAUGAGGCUAUGUAUUUGGAAGGAAGCUUCAGUGUUCAACUUUAUAACAUGUUCCCAUCACUUAUGCGGCGAGUGCCUGGACCGCACAAGAAAAUGUUUACUCUGUGGCAGGAGGUGAUUGACUUUGUUCAAGAGAAGGUGAAUCUACACAGAGUGGAUUAUGAUCAAUCAAAUCUUCGAGACUACAUUGACUGCUUUCUUGCUGAGAUGGAAAAACUUAAAGACGACACAGCCGCUGGGUUUGAUGUGGAGAACUUGUGCAUCUGUAGUCUGGAUCUGUUUGUAGCGGGAACUGAGACAACCUCCACCACUCUCUACUGGGGUCUUCUCUACAUGAUGAAAUAUCCUGAGAUACAAACCAAAGUUCAGGAGGAGAUUGAUCGUGUUGUGGGAGGGUCACGACAGCCAUCUUUAUCAGACAAGGACAACAUGCCCUACACCAAUGCUGUCAUUCAUGAAAUACAGAGGAUUGGAAAUAUUGUCCCUUUAAAUUUGCCCCGGGCUACUGUGGAAGAUACUCAGAUAGGAACAUACUUUAUUCCAAAGGGCACAGCUGUGAUCGGCAGUUUGACAUCAGUGCUGUUUGAUGAGUCUGAGUGGGAGACGCCUCACUCUUUCAACCCGGGUCACUUCCUGGAUGCCGAGGGCAAAUUCAGGAGGAGAGAUGCCUUUUUACCUUUUUCUCUAGGAAAGAGAGUGUGUCUUGGGGAGCAACUGGCACGGAUGGAGCUGUUCCUCUUUUUCUCCUCUCUGCUGCAGCGCUUCACUUUCUCUUCACCAGCGGGUGUGGAGCCCAGCUUAGAUUACAAACUGGGGACCACUCGAUGUCCCCAACCAUAUAAAUUAUGUGCAGUGUCACGUUAAGUCAGGGGUGCCCAAACUUGGUCCGGAGGGCCAGUGUCCUGGAUAGUUUAGCUCCAACAUUUACCUGAACACAUCUGCCUGAAAGUUAUACUUUAUAGUAUGAAAGACCUAAAUUAGCUGGAUCAGGUGCAUUUAAUCAAAGACUAUAGAAAUACAAAGACGGUUCACUCCUAUACUUAUGAAUGGGAGAAACUGCAACCCGCAAUAUGGCGGGAUAGUCCCGCCUUCUAAAUGAAAGAAUCAGUUGUUGAUUGGUAAAUCAUUGCGUCACUGCAGCAGCCGUUAGAAGCUCCAGUUCCCAUAGAAACCGGAGGCUAGCAGCCGAUGCGCAUGCGCAAAUUGCGCAGUCAUAAGCGCGUUGGAACUACGCAUGUGCAUUGGCUGGUCUAACCUGAAAAAUAAGCUUUUUAAAUGCUAUUUGAGCAUAAGAAACAACAUUCCUGGGGCAGUUCAUUUCAGAUUUUGUUGCUGACUUGAAAUAUGUUAUUUAAUCGCAAGUUCAGUGAGCAGUUUUUGAGAUUUCAGGAUUCCCCCGUUAAUUUAGAUAGGACUUGGUCUAUGUUUGAGCUGUCCGGAGGCAUUGCAAAUAUGGCGGCCGAAUGAACAGACUUUCCUUGAAAGGGACUUUGGUUUAAUUAGGGUUGGGGCUAAACUCUGCAGGACAGUGGCCCUCCAGGACCGAGACUGGACACCUACGUAUUUAGAAAAGCAAUUCAAACAAAUAUGUGUUUAUGUAUUGCUUAUGUAUACACUGUAUGUGUGUGUGUAUAUAUAUAUAUAUAUAUAUAUACACAUGUGGUCAGAAUUGUUGGUACCUUUGGUAAAUAUGAUCAAAGGUCAGGGAACUGAAAUGGCCGUAGCAGAAGCUUGGUUUUGUGCCCAGUGACCCAUUUUUGUGUUGUUUUUUAAGGUUUGUUUUUGGAUUAUUGUCCGGUUGGAAGAUCCAAACAUGGCCCAUUAUAAGAUUUCAGGAGUCAGUCACUUAUUGAUUUUUUUAUCUGUUGGUAUUUGAUAGAAUCAGUGAUGCCAUGUGUCUGUAUCCCUGUGUUCACCAAACCAAUCUUGAGUGUUUGCUGCUAAAAAGCUAAAUAUUUAGUUACAUCUGAUCAUAGAAGCCAGUCCCAUUUGAAGUUCCAGUCGUGUCUGAUAACUGAAUAUGCUGGAGAUUGUUCUUUGGUGAAAGCAUUUUCUUUUCUUGAUUUUUUUUUUCUUGAAACCCUCCCAAACAACAUGUGGUGAUGUAGGUGAUGUUUAAUAAUAAUAAUAAUAAUUCAUUUUAUUUGUGGGCGCCUUUCAAGACACUCAAGGACACCUUACAAUAAUAAAAUACACAAUUAAACAAAGGGAAAAAACAACAACACAAACAAUAAUACAAAAAAAAUCAAUACACAAUAACCUAAAUAAAAUCACUCAGGAUAGGCUAAUCUAAAAAAAUGAGUUUUAAGGCACGAUUUAAAAAUUGAAAGACUAAGACUAUUACGUGUUUGAUCCUUGGAGAGUCUUUAGCCACUCAAACUCUCCUUCUCACCGUGAAUUAGGACGAUAUAGACACAUGUCCUCUUCCAGGCAGAUUCAUAACAUUUUCUGUUGAUUGGAAAUAGGAAUUUUCACUGCUCUAGCUAUUUUCUUAAAGCCACUUUUUAAUUUGAGAAGCUCAAUUAUCUUUUGCUGCACAUCAGAAAUAUAUUCUUUGGUUUUUCUCAUUGUGGAGUUGAACUCUGCAGGACUGCGGCUCUCUAGGACCAGAGUUUGCCCCGUUGUUAUAUUUCUUUAAUUUCAAUAUACAGAAUUGACAAAAUUUCUCUACAUUGUUCCUGAAGUAGCUUUAACACUGCACAUUUUGGAUGCACUUUGAAAACUCUUAUCUGACAUGCUUAUUUUAGGUCUACUAACUAGCUGACGAGUUAAAUCAUGUGUGUUUGAUUAGUUAUUCACUUUGUGUGGUCAAAAUCACUGUUACAAGCUAUCCUAUAAAAUAAAAAGAAUAUUACUUAGAAACGCUGGCUUUCACAUUAUACUGAUAAUACAAUAGGUCAGAAUGAAUUUGUGCCAGAAUUGUGCAAGACAGCGACGAUACUUGUACAACAACAGUACUUUGUUCAUUUGCUUUACUAAGUGUCAGUCAUGGAUCUUCUGCACCUUUAUGAGUGGCUCGAUUUCAAGACUAUUUUGAAAUUUUCGUGUGUAUUUUUAUUGCUGAGUGAUUGUAUAGAAAUAAAGUGCCGAAAAACUUCCCUCCUGGACCAGAGUCUUUACCGAUUACACAUUCAUCAUAUCGAUCACACAAUAGAUUCAUCUUCAGUUUUUAAAGGUAAACAUUCCGGCUACAAUUCAUUCUCGCUGUGAAACGCAAAGACGUACCGGUUAUAGGAGCUUUAAACUGCAUUAGGCUUAUCGUAGAAUCACGAUAAUGGACAAGACAAGUGAUGUUGAUACUCAAUUCAUGAUUUUAAUUAAACAUGUUUACUAAAAACAAUGCAGAAUAAAAGUGCAACUAAAGCCUCAGAUUGCAUUGCUUGACCUCGAAUUGAAUUGCUUGGAUUAGUCAGCUGUAUACACAGCAUGUUAAUUAUUUGAAACUAUCUCUAACGUUUGUUAAUUUUCAAACCAGUUUGCAGUUUGCUGAAAAAUAUGGCAAGGUUUUCAACAUUAGGCUUUUUGGAACAAGAAUUGUUGUGUUGGAUGGAUAUAAACUUGUGAAGGAGGUGUAUAUAUCAGGGUGACAACCUUGCUGAUCGACCGAUGUUACCUUUAUUUUAUGACAUCACUGGGUACAAAGGUCAGUCUAACAUAAGAAUGUUUAACUGGUGGUUUAAAUUUUUCACCAUAAAUGGUUAGCCAUUGAUUCAUACUAAAAGUAAGCCUGACACUGGAUGUGAAUUAAUAAAUAUGUUGUUAAUCUGCUGCUUCAAAGGAACUUGCAUUCUAUGAAGGGAUUGAUCAGCAUAGAAUUUGCAUUGCAUACAAGUUGACUUUGAAAAUGAAAACUGUGAAAUAAACUUUACAUUUUUAUUUGAAUUGUGUCACUAUUAUUGCGUGAGCAUUAAUAAAAAAAAUUUGUAUAAACUGGA
Messenger RNA from Onychostoma macrolepis, 4932 nucleotides. Its product is annotated as cytochrome P450 2J3-like. Bases 371 to 1861 code for a protein of 496 amino acids. Gene Ontology annotation, molecular function: iron ion binding; heme binding; oxidoreductase activity, acting on paired donors, with incorporation or reduction of molecular oxygen, reduced flavin or flavoprotein as one donor, and incorporation of one atom of oxygen. Gene Ontology annotation, biological process: xenobiotic metabolic process. The transcript has 9 exons. The record is from RefSeq and is a predicted model, not a curated record. Lineage: Eukaryota; Metazoa; Chordata; Actinopteri; Cypriniformes; Cyprinidae. Gene Ontology annotation, cellular component: cytoplasm; intracellular membrane-bounded organelle.